This is a messenger RNA of Anoplopoma fimbria (sablefish), 1516 nucleotides long. RefSeq names its product mortality factor 4 like 1 (gene morf4l1). The record is from RefSeq and is a predicted model, not a curated record. Gene Ontology annotation, cellular component: nucleus; NuA4 histone acetyltransferase complex. Bases 123 to 1118 code for a protein of 331 amino acids. Gene Ontology annotation, biological process: regulation of DNA-templated transcription; chromatin organization. The transcript has 12 exons. NCBI's taxonomy places the organism in Eukaryota, Metazoa, Chordata, Actinopteri, Perciformes, Anoplopomatidae.
GUCUUCUGUCGCGGGGUUAUGACGUCACUGCGUUGGUUAUGACGUUUUUAAGAGAGCGGCGCCGUUUCAGACUGGAAUGGGAGCUAGCAAUUUUUCCCAUAUUUUGAUAGUUUAAUCCGUGAAUGGCGCCGAAACAGGACCCGAAACCUAAAUUUCAAGAAGGUGAAAGAGUGCUGUGUUUUCAUGGGCCAUUGCUCUACGAAGCUAAGUGUGUCAAGACAAACAUCAAGGAAAAACAAAUCAAAUACUUUAUUCAUUACAGUGGUUGGAAUAAGAACUGGGACGAAUGGGUUCCUGAAAGCAGAGUGCUUAAGUAUGUGGACAGUAAUCUGCAGAAACAGAAAGAGCUUCAGAGGGCCAAUCAAGACCAUUAUGUAGAAGGAAGAAUGAGGGGAGCUGCGCCAAAUAAGAAGAUACCUGCUCCGCCGCAGAAAAAUGAUCUGAAAACCAAAAAGAACAAACAAAAGAUUCCGUAUGCUUCUGAUGGUGCAGCUCCUGGUGCAGGAGAAGGUACAAGUUCAGGAGGAGACCCAACCCAUCCUCCACGAAAGAAGAGGGCACGCGUUGACCCAACUGUUGAAAGUGAGGAGACCUUCAUAAAUCGAGUGGAGGUUAAAGUAAAAAUCCCAGAGGAGCUGAAACCAUGGCUUGUGGAUGACUGGGACCUGAUUACACGGCAAAAACAGCUUUUCCAUCUACCUGCCAAAAAGAACGUUGAUGCAGUUCUUGAAGAUUAUGCAAAUUACAAGAAAUCAAGAGGAAACUCUGACAGCAAGGAGUUUGCUGUGAACGAGGUGGUUGCUGGUAUCAAGGAAUAUUUCAGUGUCAUGCUGGGGACACAACUUCUCUACAAAUUUGAGAGGCCGCAGUACGCAGACAUCCUGGCCAACCACCCGGAUACAUCCAUGUCUCAAAUCUACGGCGCCCCUCACCUACUCAGACUCUUUGUGAGAAUUGGAGCUAUGCUGGCGUACACUCCUCUUGAUGAGAAGAGCCUUGCACUGCUGCUCAGUUAUCUACAAGACUUCCUUAAGUAUCUUGUAAAGAACUCUGCAUCGCUCUUCAACGCAAGUGACUAUGAAGUUGCCCCUCCAGAAUACCACCGCAAGGCAGUUUAAGGUUUUUCAUUUCAGGAUCUGAAGCCUUUUGUGUGUUGAAGCUCGGAAACAACAUUCUUACCUGUCGAAAGGAUUUGAUUUCACAAAAAGCCUUUUGGAGAACGGAUUGUGCGAGAUCUGUUGAUUUAUUACGGAAGAAAAAUCAGAGCGAGAUGUCACACUAAUCCCUGGACAAAUUCAUUUUCUUUCAUGUGGAAAGCUGCUGAGUACGCUCUUCCUGUAUUGGUAUGUUUUUAAGUACCACUUUUUAGUUUCUAUGAUACUUGUUUUUGUCCGGUGGUUUACCGAGAUCUUUUGAAAAGGAAUUUCAUCAUGAUUAUUUUUUUGUUUCCUGUCUUGGUUCAGAUGCUGGCUAAAUUUGUCUUGUAGGCUGUCAUCAUUUUCUAAUAAAAACCUCA